AUGUCCCUUCACAAGGAUUUUGAGCCCAUUCGAGGUCAGCUGCUAAAUCGCAGUCUUGCUCCCUCUCUUGAUACUGCUGUGAAUGAGUUGGUUAGAAAAGAAGCUCGUCUUGCAACCCUUCAAGCUCAGAAUAAGCUCAAUGUUUUGGCUAUUACACCUUCUGCUCCACCCAUAGAGCAACCUCAACAAUCAGGUGAUUCCUCUGGCUCUAGCAAUCGUCGCAAGCAGACUAACAAAAAGUUCUGCAACUAUUGCAAGCGUCCUGGCCACACCAUUGAGACUUGUUAUCGUCGCAACAAAUCUACUGCUGCCGUUGCUAAUACUGAGCCUACUCCGCCGAUGGCUUCCAUUUCAGCUGAGUUCCAGUCUUCUGGAUCCACUAUCAACCUCUCUCCCACUGAACUACAGGAGAUCAUAGCUCAGGCUGUUCGUAUGGCUGGUAAUGCAUCUCUUUCCACUGCUCUCUCAGUUCUACCCGCUGCUGCAGUUUCUUCCUUACCAUCUCUUGCACUUUGGCAUUCUCGUCUUGGUCAUGCAUCAUCUUCUCGGGUACAACAGUUAGCUUCUAGGGGUCUGCUGGGUUCUGUGUCCAAAGACAAUUUUGAUUAUGAGUCUCUUGUUCCUUCUACAAAUACUUUUGAUCCUCCUUUUGACCCUUCUCCAGAUAUUUUUGAUGCUACUCCUAGAUAG
This is a messenger RNA of Quercus lobata, 690 nucleotides long. RefSeq lists its product as uncharacterized. The record is from RefSeq and is a predicted model, not a curated record. Lineage: Eukaryota; Viridiplantae; Streptophyta; Magnoliopsida; Fagales; Fagaceae. The transcript is spliced from 3 exons. Gene Ontology annotation, molecular function: zinc ion binding; nucleic acid binding. The coding region runs from base 1 to 690 and encodes 229 amino acids.